GUAUAUAGGUAUUGAUGGUUUAAGUACGACUAUUAUUUUGAUAAGUUUUCAGCGGCGUGGACGAAGAUAACGGGAGUUUAUGAUACAGAUAUACAGAGAGGUAAAUAGAGGAUGCGUUGUAGUAGAAUGAGAUGGAUGCGUUUGCUUGGCGCAAACACUAGUAGCAAAGAUUUUCGAGCGAUUCCAAAUUCCAUUUCGAGUAAACGUACUUUCGUCUGUCCACAUUACAUUAAAAAUAAUUUCAGGGUCAUCAUUUAUUUUGUUUUGUAACCAGCGGCUAUAUUCUACUCGGAUCGGCCUAUCUCUGGAUAACAACCCCUCGACUUUACUGUAUUUGUAUGGCCGCCGUUUAUCUUUUUCAAUAUUUUAAACACAGUUUUAUGGUUCUCUUCAAACUGGCGUGCCGCUCUUUUAAUACUAGAUGUAGGAUGGUUCGUAAUAUAUUGUAUAAUUGUUUCUUCUAACGAUACUGAUAGUUGAGAUGAAACAUCCUCGUGAGACGGACCAAAGACUGAUUUACGCGAAUUCUUUGAACUGCCUGUACAAUGUAUAAUAAUAUGAGCGUUUAUCGGACACCUUCGUAUGCCUCCAUAUCGUUCACGAUAUGUUCUUAAAGCUAGCGCCGCGUUUUGUUGACACUCACCAUAAAUUAAAAUCAUAUCGGUAUACUCAGUAGCCGUAUAUAACUUCUAUCUAUAUGUGACUGUAAAACAAUACCCCAAUCCUAACUUUUAAGUUAUAUAGCCAAACUAUAAACUAAGUGUUCGUUUUUUACAAACUACUUUAUAUGCCAAUAGGUACCCUAAUCAAACAACAUUUUACUAUUAGUGGUAGUUCAGACAUGGCGGAUUCCGCGCGGAUGCAAAUCGCGCGGUUCUAAACGCAAGUGUUCAGACAGGCGCGGAUGUACAUGCGGAGUGCCGUUAUUCGCAUAGGGUGACAGUCCAAUCAUGGAAGUCGAAGAAGCAAUAUGUGUGUACUUGUUGCUCCGUAAAAAAGAAAGAAAGAAGAAACGGCAGUAUUGGGUGCAUCCAAUAUUACGCGAUCGGUUUACUCAUGGUCAGUUUCAGACUUUAUAUCCAAAAUUAAGAAGUUUUGAACCAAAAUUCUUCAAUAUAUUUGAGAAUGUCGAUAAAUUCAUUUGAUGAAUUAUUAGAAAUGAUGAGUAAACAAAUUGAAUCUAAUGAUACCCAUAUGAGGUCAAGCGUGUCCCCAGAAGAAAAACUCGUGAUCACAUUAAGAUAUCUGGGUACUGGUUGUUCCUUUGGAGAACUACAUUACAACUUUCGUCUUGGCAAAUCUACAAUCACAGGAAUUGUCCGUGAAGUAUGUGAAGCUCUGUGGGAAAAAGUCACAAAAAACGUCAUGCCUGAACCCAGCGAAGAUAUAUGGAAGAAAAUAGCUAAAGAUUUUGAAAAAUAUGCAAAUUUUCCCAAUUGCAUAGGCGCCAUAGAUGGCAAGCAUAUAAGGAUUACAAAACCCAAAGAUUCGGGUUCUUUGUAUUAUAAUUACAAAACUUUUUUUUCCAUAGUACUGUUGGCACUUUGUGAUAGUAACUAUUGUUUUACUUUCAUAGAUAUCGGAUCUUACGGAAAAAGUAGUGAUUCUGCAAUUUUUAAAAAUUCAGCAUUUUAUAAAAGGUUAAUAGAAAAGUCAUUACACAUACCAAAACCUAAACCAAUAUCUGAAACAGAUCCUAAACCAUUGCCAUACGUCAUAGUUGGCGAUGAAGCGUUUGGUUUAUCCGAAAAUGUAAUGCGACCCUAUGCAGGUAAAGGGCUAUCAUACGAAAAAAAAAUAUUUAAUUACAGGUUAUCAAGAGCUCGACGUUUUAUUGAAUGCACUUUUGGAAUUCUGGCAAACAAGUGGCGCAUUUUUCAUAGGCCUAUAAACGUGAAUAUAGACUUUGCCGAAGACAUAAUAAAGGCCUGUUGCGUGCUACACAAUUUUGUUAGAACUAGAGAUGGUAUACAGUAUGAAGAUACUUUACAUACUGCGCCAAUGAGUAAUCUUAUUACAUUACAUGCAGGAAGGGGUACACCAUCAUCAUUAAACAUUAGAGACAAAUAUGCUAAUUACUUUGUGAAUGAGGGUCGUGUAGAAUGGCAAGACACGAAAAUAUGAAAUUAAAAUUGUUACAGUUCGCGCCAAAUAACUAAACUCAAGAUGGCGCGUCGCGUUGGUGGGUUGUACAUAUUACAGUUAAUAGCUAUACGUUACUGUGGUAACGUGAUAGUUUUCCCGCGCUCGUUACGUACCGCCAAACAACGUUAUACACAUUUCAGUUAUUUGGGGUGGGCUGUCUAUUACAAAACAUGUAAACUACCCUGGUAAAA
This is a messenger RNA of Bicyclus anynana (squinting bush brown), 2336 nucleotides long. RefSeq lists its product as uncharacterized. The transcript has 2 exons. The record is from RefSeq and is a predicted model, not a curated record. The coding region runs from base 1126 to 2124 and encodes 332 amino acids. Lineage: Eukaryota; Metazoa; Arthropoda; Insecta; Lepidoptera; Nymphalidae.